This is a messenger RNA of Trematomus bernacchii (emerald rockcod), 2428 nucleotides long. It is a transcript of the gene cavin2a, whose product is annotated as caveolae associated protein 2a. The record is from RefSeq and is a predicted model, not a curated record. Bases 121 to 1527 code for a protein of 468 amino acids. The transcript has 2 exons. Gene Ontology annotation, molecular function: protein kinase C binding. Gene Ontology annotation, cellular component: caveola; cytoplasm. Lineage: Eukaryota; Metazoa; Chordata; Actinopteri; Perciformes; Nototheniidae.
AACACCCAGCCUCCAGUUCUCAGCUGGGGCAAGUGACAGCAGCACUAAGAGAGUCAAACUCCUGCUAAACUCUUAGGUGAAUUACCCCUGUAAAGCGGGACAUUUGACCACCUGUGAACCAUGGCAGAAAACGGGUCCCACGUCGAGGGCAGCAGCGUCACCGGCAGCACACACACCAUCCCGCAGCAGCAGCCCGAAAACAUGGAGAUCCUCAUCCCGAGCCAUAGCCUAUCUUCUUCCCCGUCCUCCCCGACCGGGACUCUCUCCCGGCUGGGCUUCAAAAUGCCCACCAGUCCCACCGCGGCCGUGCCGGGCAGCCCCGUAGCCGGCGGCCAGGUGAGUGCUAUCACAGUGGUGGCGCUGCUCGACAAGCUUGUGAACAUGCUGGAGGCGGUGCAGGAGAACCAGCAGCGCAUGGAGCAGCGGCAGGCCGACCUGGAGGGCGCCGUGCGGGUCGUGCAGGGCGACGUGACCCGCCUCUCCAAGACCCACCUGAACACCUCCAACAGCGUCAGCAAGCUGCUCGAGCGCUCGCGCAAAGUGAGCGGGCACCUGAAGGAUGUGAGGGAGCGCAUGGACAAACAGGCGGUGCAGGUGAAGAAGUUGGAGGCCAACCACAGCCACCUGCUGAGGAGGAACCACUUUAAAGUGCUCAUCACCCAGGAAGACCAUGAGAUCCCCACCAGCGUGUUAGUCAAGGGCUCCAUCAGGACCCCCCAACCAAGCCUGUAUGAUGCAGACUCCAUCCUUCCUGCUCCGUCUGUUACCGGCUCUAUUGAUGGCAGCCGUGCCAACGAUGAAGGUCUUCUGACCAUCAGCCUCUCCUCAGACGAAGAUGAUCUUACAAUGCACCAUGUGGAGGACGAGAUGUUUGAGGGCGACGCCGCGAUGGGCCUGGGCCCUCCCAGCCCGUAUGAGAGAAGGUCUGACAAGUUCAAGCGCAACAGCCUGAAGAAGGUAGACAGCCUCAAGAAGGUGUUCUCGCUUCAGAGCAUCGAGAAAAAGAUGACCCGGAUCACCACAGCAAUCGUGCCUCAGGAGCAGCGUGACAGAAUGAAAAAGAGCUUCACCCCUAACCAUCCCAAGAGCCCGACUGCCAGGGCGUCCUCUUUCAAGGUGUCUCCCUUGACCUUUAACGUCAAGAAGGUCCGAGACGGGCCGGUCCCCACACAAGAAUUGGGCUCGACUGAGGAAAAGGUCCAUGUGGAGAUUCCUGCUCUGGGAAGCAUGGAUGGAGAGUUUGUCUUGUCGGAGGAGCACACCCGGGAAGGCGUGGUGGAGCAGAUCCACGAGAUGCUCGGCUCCACCUCCAGCAUCAAGGCAGAGCUGGCAAUCAAUGGAGAGGCACCAAGCUUUGAGUGCAAGAUCAAUGGUGAUCAUGUCGCUGGCCUGGCAGUCGCAGAGGUUGAUGAUGAUGUUGGCGAGGAUGGAGAAGAGGAGGAAGAAGAUAAACAAAAAACCCCUGUAGAGAAAGCAGAAGAAACGCAGAUUCCCACAGCAACAGUUGCUGUCGAGCAAGUCGCUUGAUUGCCAUUAUAUAUAUUUUCUUGCACAAGUUUCUACAUUUAUGAUUACCCAGCAGGCAUAAAUCAUCCCUCCACUGUAAAUAGUCUUAUGUUCUUGUUAUUAACACCCGUAAACACUAGAAAUAUAAAGUAGUCUAUACUUGGACCAUCAACCCUAACCCUAACCCCUUACCACUACCUUAUUACAAGCUUAGUCUAAAACACCUUGAAACAGACUGUUUAAGCAACUAGGUUAACACAUACACCUACAGUGUGUCCGAAUGAAAGUGCUUCCUAAACCCUGUGGGAGGGUUGUCCAAAGAAAGCACCAACGCACCAGUGUACCAUAACUCACUCCCCUUAACAGGUGCCCACCUCCUCAAUAGCAGCACAUCUCCAGGGCACUGGGCCAACCAUCUCCCUGCUGCUCUGUUUGUCUGCCUCUGACGACCAGCCUCUUCAUUCUUUGUGUUUGUUUUUGUAAAAACAGUAAAUCUUCGGCAGCAGCGGUAAUGCCCACAGAAUGUUGAGGCGGUGUGUUGCCAGGUUGUGGAAGCGUUGGAAUGAGAAGUGUCAGGGUUUUCAGUGAGAAGGUUCUGGGGUGUUUUGUUGUGGACUAGAGGUUGUUUACUAAAAUCUUUGGAGCUAUGUACAAAUAUUUAACUAACAGUUGAACUUUAUUAAGUUGAGUGGCGCUGUCUUGUAUCCUGUCCUUCACUUGCGCCCGGAGAAAUACUUCCAUAGUGCAAUCCAAUUGGUCAAUUUCACCUUUAUCAUUUAUGUUCUACCUAACAUACCACAGGAGGUGCAUGUAGGGCUGUAAAGUAUUUUAUUAAUUUGUGAUUGCCAAUUGAGUAUCCUCCAGGUGUAAGACAAAUAGAUGGCAUUUGAAAAAGUCUAAAUGUUUAUGCAAAUCACGUCAA